This is a messenger RNA of Phialemonium atrogriseum, 2239 nucleotides long. RefSeq lists its product as uncharacterized. The coding region runs from base 1 to 1947 and encodes 648 amino acids. Gene Ontology annotation, biological process: iron ion transport; intracellular iron ion homeostasis; copper ion import. Gene Ontology annotation, cellular component: plasma membrane. Gene Ontology annotation, molecular function: ferric-chelate reductase activity. NCBI's taxonomy places the organism in Eukaryota, Fungi, Ascomycota, Sordariomycetes, Cephalothecales, Cephalothecaceae. The transcript has a single exon. The record is from RefSeq and is a predicted model, not a curated record.
AUGAGCAUCCGUCUACCUCUCGACCAGGGGCUGGCCACGACGUCGGGCGAUCCGGGUCGGUUCCUCCCUGAUGACCCCGAGAAGCUCGCCUACCUGCAAAGGCUGAUCGAUGCGAUCCUCAACGGGCGCACUAUCGCGGCCACGUACAACCUGGUGCUGCUUUGCGCACUGCUAGUUUUCGCCAUUCUACACCUCCGGGACACUCGACGAGACCGAAGGAGAUGGAAGGAGAGGACGGCCGAGAUCGCUUUCUCGGGGGAAGAGGGCAAGGAUUACGAUGAACAAUCGUAUGACAAUGGCGGAGAGUCGUCAUCUUCGUCCAGCAGCACCAUACGGAGCGCCGUCAUACCUCUGCCCAGCGCCUCUGAGUAUUCCACCGAGACGGACCUAGAACGAGUGCCCCUCCUAUGUCGACAACCAAAGCGAACGAAAGCCGGCUACAAGAUCUUCCGCAACAUUGCCGCGUGGUUGACUUACCAGCCCCGGCCUCUGCCUGUCGUAAACCGAGUCCUCCCAUCGAAUCGCGUCUCUUUCCUCGUCGCGGGCUUCCUGGGCCUGAACGUCUUCUUCCACUUGUACCAGGUACCACUCGAGCCCAAAAAUUUGUUCGCCUUCGCCGACCGCGCCGGUCUCAUUUUCGUUGUCAACCUGCCGAUCCUCUACCUUCUCGCCGCCAAGAAUCAGCCUCUGAAGCUGAUGACGGGAUGCUCCUACGAAGUCCUAAAUAUCUUCCACCGUCGCGUCGGCGAGCUGCUGUGCUUUGAGGCCUUCGUCCACUUGGCCGGUAUGAUCAUCUGGCAACUAUACCUGGAACCCGACUGGCUCCGCAUCCAACCCUUCAAAGAGUAUCUCCUCGAGCCUAUCAUCCUACUGGGCCUCGGCGCCUUCGCAGCCUACGAGCUACUCUACUUCACCUCUCUCGGUAGCUUCCGCCAGCGUUGGUACGAACUCUUCCUGGCCAGUCAUGUCGUCCUGCAGAUCGUUGCCCUGGUGUUUCUCUGGCUGCACUUCCACACCAGUCGGCCGUACGUCACCUUCUCCCUGGUCAUCUUCUUGGUCGACCGGCUCGUCUGGCGACUCAGUCUGAAGUCCAUGACCACGAUCGCGGAUGUUACUGUUCUCGAAGAUGGCGAGACCCUCAUGCUGUCCGUGGACUGGGAUAUCCCGUCGCCGCCUUCAUCAUCCCGACUCUUCGCGACAUGGCAGCACAACAUCCGCGCCGGCUGGUCGCCCACCGACCACGUCUUCCUCACCGUCCCCGCCCUUGGCCGCACCCACACCCUCCAAGCCCACCCCUUCACCAUCGCCUCAGCCGCACCACCGAUCCCAUCAUGGACCGACGCGUCUCCUCCCUCCCAAGAUGCCCCACCCCUCCACGCCCGCCUCGACCUCCUCAUCCGCACCCACAAAGGCUUCACGGCCGACCUCCUCCGCCACGUCCACACCCACCACCCACGGGAAACCCCCUUGUCCGUCCGUCUCGACGGCCCCUACGGCUCCCGCACCGCCCUCGACCUCCUCCGCGCCUCCGACACGGCCCUGCUCGUCGCAGGCGGCUCCGGCAUAGCCGUCACGUUACCCCUCGCCUCGGCGCUGCUCCUCCCUCCUCCCACCGGAACCAGCGGCCGCCGUCGUCAGCGCGUCCGCCUGCUCUGGGUGGUCCACUCGCGCGCGCACCGCGCGGCCUGGGUGCCCGCGGGCCGGCUGGAGGGGCUGGUGGAGGCGGGGCUGGAACUGGUCGUCCCAGAGCCGACGGCGGAGGCCGGGAGGCCCGAUGUCGCGGGGUUGGUGCGGGGUUGGGUCGCUGAUGCGGGUGCAGAGGGGGACGGAGUCGGUGUGGUGGUCUCGGGCCCCGACGGGAUGAAUCGGGAGGUUGCGAAUGUGUGUGCUGAGGGGAUUGCGGGCGGGGUGGAUCUGAGGGUUGCGGUGGAGAAGUUUGGGUGGUGAUACUUUGGGGGGUGUAAGGGGGCAUUGCUUGGGUUAUGAGAUGAUGAGGCAUGUAAGUUGUUUCUAUCUGGGUUGUGGUUGCUUUGAUCUUGGUUAUGGAGUCAGGGCAUGGGAUAUAUGGUUCUGUUUAGAGCUGAGAUCUGGGUAGAGACUGCGCUAGAAAGCCUAUCUGUUUUGCCGGUUGUGUCGGGGUUCACGCCACUGCUCGCCACUUGGUUCAAGAAUAGCUGAGAGGACUUGCCUCUAGCCGAAGUGGUUAGGUGGUGGAAGUUGAACCGCCUCGCGAAUAUGC